CCAGAAGCAGAGCAGUUCCCGUUCCAUUCCACAUAAUCAAUAGCCCCCUCUUCGCUCCGAGUAAGAAAACCAUUCUUGGUUUCGGUCUUUUCAGAAAUCGGUUUGUCAACAUCACGUCAAGUUUCCGAUUUGCGGACUCGCGAUUCAGAGUCUGUUGGUGUUGGCGAUCAUUGCAGCUGCGACAUUUCCCCCUUUCCAUUCCCCCCACCCGCCAAGCUUUCUAGCAAGAACUAGGGUUUCUGGUUCGCUCUAGCUUCCUUUGAGUCCGAUUAUGUCUUCCUGUUUGCGGACUGACGGGAGACGCUUUUGCUGACUUUGUUCGUCUGUCUCCUCUGCGGUUCCUCUAUCAAGUGCUCAUUCCUGGACAAUCUUCUGUUUCCGCGGAUUCUGCCGGUGGACACGGCCUUCCGAUUUCUGCAACCAUGCUGCAAUGGAUGGGAGGAUCGAGGAAGAAAGUGGCGACUUCAAGGAAGUCUAUAGAGAAAAGGCAAAGGCAAUAUUUUGAGCAAAAAAGGCGGCAGCAGCGGCAGCAGAUGGGUGGACUAGAGAGUUCCCGCAAUGAGAAAAACAUUGACGAGCAAAAUCAAAAGGAGCCUCGGUCUCUCGAUGUUCUCAGUUUGCUCAACUUGUCAACCAUUUCACGACAGGUGAAGCAUGCUGAUGCAAGUCCGUGUGGUAAGCACCCCAUGCCAGAAUUGUCUAAGGUCAAUGCUUCUGGAGUGCAGAGUAAUUUUCCAAAGACUGUACCUCGCAUGUUCGACGAUUCAUUUUCUCCAACUGAUUCACUAGAAAUUCGGGAAGGCCAGCAAGCACCUAUAUCACCAAAGAAGAUCUUAUUUCCUGCUCCAGAAAAUGCUCCUGAUGUUUCAAAUGGAAUUGUGGAUAAAAUUGAUUUUCAGGAGACUGCAACUCUGCAGAGUAAACAGCUUACUUCCACGCCUGAGAAGCUAUCGGUCUUUGAUUUGCUUGCUGAUGAUGGACCAAAUGCUAACAGUAGAAGUCCAGUGCAUGAAGCUCAUGUUACAUUUUCAGUUGACGGAUUGGGUGAAGUGGGAGCGGAUACAUCAGUCCAGGCACCACCACAAUCUGACAGGUAUGCCUCGUUUGGUUUCUUCAAUCCAUCAAAGCCUGUAAGGCAGGACAACUUGAAGAUUCACAAUGAACUUGAGAAAGAAGUGGAAGUAAUAAUAGAAGAUGUUGACUUGCAUCCAAGUUUCAGUUACCUGGAUUUCUCAAAAAUGGACCAAUUGCAUGGAAAAUUGAAGAAGUCAUCGACUUUGAGAGACCAUGGGCAACUUGAUGGCCAUUACAGAAACAAAACUGGCUCAUACAGUGGUAAAAAUAAUCCACUCAGGAAAGCGAAUGCCGAUAUAUGGGAUGCGGCACCUACCUUAUUGGAUGAAAAUCUUGUUGAUGAAAUGGAACCUAAGAUCUCUUUGAGUAGCUUGCCACGUCGAAUGGAUAAUGAGUCUGCAAAUUUUCCAAUUUAUGGAUCCAUGGGACUGCAAGAUGACUAUUAUGAAGGUUCCCGUUUGCUUAGAAAGAAAAGAAAUCGUAUUGAAGAAGUAGAUGGAAACAAUAUUUCAGGCGAAUUUGGGUUAUUUGCUCCAAAGUACCAAGCACCAGAAUCCAACGACGAAUUUUUACGUUUGAGAGAGGCUAGGUACUUGUGUAUUUCGGAGAAUAUGUAUAGGCUGUAUGAACUAUCUGCAGCAGACACUUACGCUGCAGUUGAUGAUGGCAGGCAGUGUCCAAUGGGAGAUGUGAAGUUUCAACCUGACUGGUCUUCCCAUAGUAUAGAAGAUCCUAGGGACAAUUUGAGCCUAUUGAGAAACAUUUAUGCUGAGGAGCCACAUAAGACAAAUAGGGGUAACUCUCAGAAAAGAGGGAAGGCAGAGAGACCAACGCUAUUGGUUUCAAAUAUGGGAGAUGACUUUGACCCUCUUUGCAAAGAGAAAAUAAGACCUUUCAAUGAUUGGACAUAUGAAGAUGGAUAUAGGCCCAUGGAUACGAAUAAGGUUUCCAACCCCUGGGAUCAAGAUCUUUAUGGUACAUUUCCAUCCCAUGGACACCAUGCCAGCAGUUCUAGUAGCUCCAAGUAUGGUAGUUCUGGUGGUCAUUUUUCCUCCACAUUCCCUGAACCAUCUAGCAGCAUGAAGUUACAUGGUUCUCCAAAAUACCCAAAGGUCAAAAUUCCGAAAAUGCAGCCAGAACAUUCUCUUGAUUUUGAGUUUGAAGGAAAGACUCCAAUUUUCUGCAAAAAUAGUGAUCUUUUCCAUGGAGAACAAUCGUUCCCAAAACAUCAGCAACCAUACUGUAAAACUGCUGGGGCUCAAAGGAACGUUGAAGGCAUGGGUGCUCUUUCAGAUUUAGGGGAGAAUGGCCCUCGCUGCAUGGGUGGUGUGGAAGACGGAGGAACCUUGGAGACUUCAUCAUCAGCCAACAUUCCUGGAAACUCUGAUAGCAGCGUUGAUGAAAUAAAGGUGGCAGGACGACGCCAACAUGAUGAAGCUGAAGAAGUUCCUCCUGCUUGUCGAAGUGGGAAAGCAGAAGUGAAAAGGAAGACAGCGAAGAAGAUGGACAAGCAGCAUUGUAUGGUUUCUUCACCCCAGGUGAUGAUGCUUGAGAGUUAUGUUUUUCAACUUCUGAGGGUGCAGAGGGAGGCGCGCUUAUAGACUCCGUGACCAGAGGAAGGUAUUAUGUACAUCCACACUAACCAUUUUCAUUUUCCGGGCAUAUGAAGUGACAAUCAGAAAGCACCAACUGCAGCUUUCUUGCAUCUUUCUAUUACCGUUCAGUUUGCCUGGCAGCCUUCUUUUGUAGAUCACUCUGAUUCGUAUUGCAUCAGCAGACAGAGAUAUGUCUGUCAAGGGACUACUGUAAGGGAUAUCGCCGGAUUGUAUUAAUCAGUUGAGACUUCUUCAUACUUCCAGACUCACAGAAUUUGGGGCCUGCCAUCUGUUGGGUGGUGCUAAGAUGUGUUAAUAGUGUUUCAUGCUAUGAGGCCUACUGAGUACUGACAAUCAUGGUAGUAAAAGGCUGUGAAUGAGAUCAUUGAACUAGGUAUACUGGCAGCACUGUUAUAUUCGUUCACCAUCUAAUUGUCCUUUAUUGAUUUUUGAACCAGAGUUAUUGAAGUACUUUGGUAUAGUACCACGAAAUCACCCAUGUAAUUGUUAACAGGAGUGUUCUUUCUGAUGUGAACCCACGCCAACUGGAGUUUCUCUACGUUGUUUUCUUCAAGAGAUCAUCAUCUCAUCGAAGGAGCGCUAGGGGACACGGGGAGGGAGCAGGCGAAGUGUGUCAACAUUCUACGUAUUUUGUUAAAUCGGCAUGAACUGGUACAAAUGAGAUGUACCACUAAUAGAAGUUGCAUCUUGUCUCUCAAAGAGAGACAAUGCAAUAUGAUGGCCACAAUCUCAAUUGUUUCGAACUUGCUCUUUUUUUAUGGUAUAUUUUUGAAAUCCCUGUAACCCAUAAAUAGGGUCAAACAUUAUUUCAUGGUAUUUACCUCUUUCUUAUUCUUAAGCGAGU
Linum tenue is the source of this 3534-nucleotide messenger RNA. The record is from the annotation of a GenBank genome assembly. NCBI's taxonomy places the organism in Eukaryota, Viridiplantae, Streptophyta, Magnoliopsida, Malpighiales, Linaceae.